Messenger RNA from Mandrillus leucophaeus (drill), 1180 nucleotides. RefSeq names its product Ts translation elongation factor, mitochondrial (gene TSFM). The transcript has 7 exons. Gene Ontology annotation, molecular function: translation elongation factor activity; protein binding. The record is from RefSeq and is a predicted model, not a curated record. Bases 44 to 1084 code for a protein of 346 amino acids. Lineage: Eukaryota; Metazoa; Chordata; Mammalia; Primates; Cercopithecidae. Gene Ontology annotation, cellular component: mitochondrial matrix. Gene Ontology annotation, biological process: mitochondrial translational elongation.
UCACCUUUGCGACCGCGGGAGGGAGUUUACUGCGGCUAGGGAGAUGUCGCUGCUACGGUCACUGCGUGUGUUCCUGGUCGCGCGGACCGGGAGCCACUCGGCUGGGUCUCUUCUGCGUCAGUCGCCCCAGCCACGGCACACACUUCAUGCUGGGCCCCGUCUGUCUGCCUCGGCCUCCAGCAAGGAGCUCCUCAUGAAACUGCGGCGGAAUACAGGCUACUCCUUUGUAAAUUGCAAGAAAGCUCUGGAGAGUUGUGGUGGAGACCUCAAACAGGCAGAGAUCUGGCUCCACAAGCAGGCCCAGAAAGAGGGCUGGAGCAAAGCUGCCAAGCUCCAAGGGAGAAAGACCAAAGAAGGCCUGAUUGGGCUGUUGCAGGAAGGAAACACAACUGUAUUAGUAGAGGUAAACUGUGAAACAGAUUUUGUUUCUAGAAAUUUAAAAUUUCAACAGUUGGUCCAGCAAGUAGCCCUUGGAACCAUGAUGUAUUGUCAGAGCCUAAAGGAUCAACUCUCUACAUACAGUAAAGUGCGGUGGCUCACGUCUGUAAUCCUAGCACUUUGGAAGGCUGAAGCAGAUGGAUCACUUGAGGGCUUCUUAAAUUCCUCUGAGCUUUCUGGACUUCCAGCUGGGCCUGACAGAGAUGGCUCACUCAAGGAUCAGUUGGCUUUAGCAAUUGGAAAACUGGGAGAAAACAUGACUCUUAAACGAGCUGCAUGGGUGAAGGUGCCAUCUGGGUUCUACGUUGGCUCUUAUGUCCACGGAGCAAUGCAGAGUCCCUCACUUCACAACCUGGUGCUGGGGAAGUAUGGGGCCCUGGUCAUCUGUGAGACGUCUGAACAGAAAACAAACCUUGAAGACAUUGGCCGCCGCCUUGGGCAGCAUGUGGUGGGCAUGGCCCCCCUCUCUGUUGGCUCCCUGGAUGAUGAGCCUGGGGGGGAGGCAGAGACUAAGAUGUUGUCCCAGCCAUACUUGCUGGAUCCCUCCAUUACCUUGGGGCAGUAUGUGCAGCCUCAGGGGGUGUCGGUAGUAGACUUUGUGCGGUUUGAAUGUGGAGAAGGUGAAGAGGCAGCAGAAACUGAAUAGGUUCUAGAGACUUUCGGCCCAGGAGGAAUAUUUAUUUUUAGCUCUGGACAUCAUUACAAAAAGGAGUAUUUCCCAAGCCUCUUCAGACUGAGAAUG